Molecule: messenger RNA, 2992 nt
Organism: Amoebophrya sp. A120
Lineage: Eukaryota; Dinophyceae; Syndiniales; Amoebophryaceae
Source: the annotation of a GenBank genome assembly
UGCAUAUCGAUCUGGAAGCCCUUGCAGCUCGGGGCCGCACCUCCUCGAAGGUGCCAGUAGAAGUUCUUAGGUACUACACAUGCUGCUGCGAAAGGCAAGAUAGAACCGCUUGCGCGAUGGCUAGCACUUUAAACCAGGAACAAGCAGUGCUAUGCUGUAUAAAAGGCAGUGUAAAUUUUUUGGGGGCAACAACAUAACAAGGAAAAGAAAAAGAAGAGCCUUACUUUGCUAUGCUUAUUGUUGCAUUUCUCUUGAGCAGGAAAAGCAUUGAAAUGUGAGAAAGAAAGUAAGACCACCAUGCCGUUUUUCCUCCCUCCAGAAUUCGAUCAGCUGCUGAAUUACAUCCGGCAAUAUCAAAUGUUAGUAUGUCUGGGUCUGGAAGAAUGCGUGAUUUGUCGUGCAGCUUUUUCAUGACCCGUGAGGUCUGGAAUGCAGGACCUAGCAUGACACAUUCUGUGCGAUCUUUCUCAUGCCUAUCCUGCAUGAGAAACUGCCUCCCGACUUGGUCAAAACUGGACGACUUUUGGUAAUCAUGCAACACAGAUUUUUGCAUGCUUCAGAUUUAGCAUGACAAGUUGCAUUCUUCCAGACCCAGACAUUUUUACAUUUGAUAGGCAAACCGUCCUCCUGAAACUGGUUUUUUGCCUUCUGCUCGACCUGUUUGGCGUCGCCUCCUUCCUGCUGCCCGGUUUUGGGGAGCUGGCAGACAUCAGCUACGCUCCCGUGCUAUGCAUUGCAAAUAUGUCUGGGUCUGGAAACCUGUGGUGCAAGGAAGGGACAGUGAGCACUCUGUAAUGCGCUGCGCAGCAUGACAAGUUUUUCCGCGGUACUGAGUUGCGUACUCCGCAUGCGAAACUGCGUUUUUGGAUGACAGGCAAGCGGAGCUCUUCGCGGCCACGCAAUACAGAGUUCAGAGUCAUAUCAGACUAGCGCGACAAAUCUCGGAAUCAGCGAGACCAAGACACUUUUGCAUUUGAUACGUGCAGGCGUACCUGCUCUACCGGCUCUUUAACAACAGCUUCCGCAUCGCAGCCCUCGGAUUUGCGGAGGAAAUUUUGCCGGGGACAGAUGUGCUUCCCACGGCGACGCUUGCUUGGGUUUUGGAAAACACGAGCCUACUGCCGGAACAGCUCAAUCUGUUGCUCGGCGUGAUUCGGAAUGCCAGCAGUGCACGAAGGAACCAAUAGAAAACAAGGAAUUAGUACCGCCUGAGCAGGGUUUGCUGCUUUUCUGAGCAGGGUUUGCUGCUUUUCCGUACGAAUUGUGUAGUGAGUACGACCUUGGUAAAUAAAGCUCCUACACGAGGACCGACACAGAAACCACGGAUGUGAAAAGUGAAUUUUUGCAGCAGUCUAAAAACUUCUGCACUCGUAGAGGAGCAGCACGACCUGCUAGUGAUAUUGAAACAUCAGUCGCAAACUGCGUAGCCUCCUUGCAGGAGUGAUAUUCCGAAAAACUUAGCUGCGCCACUUCUAAAUACUUUUGACGAAGUGUGGGUUUAUUGUUCCUCAUCUGUCACCAGUUCACUUGGUCGGUUUCAAUUUCAUCAGUACGCGCUUUCCAAUUGUUUUGUGAGCGGCGCUCACCAGCUCUGCAAGAACCCUGGGACGGGGUGCAAGUUGUAGCUCUGCAGGGCGACGACACUGGUCCUGGAGUUUCAGUGCCAGGAACAAUAUCUUUCAAAUUCGCGACGCGUGCUGGCCGUAGGCUUCUUCCGCUUGAUUCGCACUGAGGAUGUUGGGGGUGGUCGUCUUGAUAUAAUUACACAACUUCUGAGCGACGUUCUAUUUGUUUCUCUUUGACGAGUGGCAGGGUUUGGCUCUGUUUUUCUAACACGCAUUGAGCACCAGCACCGAGAGGACAUCAGGGAGGUUGGAACAGACGAGAGUUUGACAAAGAGGAGGAUGGGGUGUGGUACUGAACAGCCUACAACUUUUUGCCCACUAGUUUGGUCUUUUGUGCUGGUGUAUGAGAGGUAGAGAUGAGAAGUAGAUGAAAAAGAGUUUAUUGUCACACAGAAGAUCUUCAAAGAUGAAUAAAGUGUUGGUUUGAUGUCAUGCAGGGUGAGAUAAACAAGCACGUGCACGGUCCACAAAAUAAAUUCUACCCAGGUACGAAAUCGACGAAGCAGAAAAAGACGUGGUCGACCUCCGUCGCAUGCGAAGGCAAAUCAGGUGUCUAUUUGGGACGCAGACGAGGCCCGAAGUCAGUCGCAUGUUCGAUUCACCCACAACCAGCACGGGCAGUGGAGAUGUGUCAUGCACACCAGGCAUUCCAUUCCAAUCCGACAUAGUAAAGCUAACCAACCAUUUCAUCUCACCUUGAACUCAACAGGCAGUCGCUUUUCGACGAGUUUGGGAGGUCACCGGUGGUAAACCAGAGCAAUGCCGUCGGCUCCUCCUCCUCGCACCACAACCCCUCUUUCCUGCGGCAGCCCAACAACAAUUACCCAAUAUCGCCCAAGCUGGGGCAGCUCACCAGGAAUAGCGACGCGAGGGAGAAUAUGCAUUCUGCGAAUUAGUAUGUCUGGGUCACUUGCAAUGUGUCAUGCUAAAAAUCUGUGAAUUUCAAGAUGACUAGAGUACGCAGCCAAGCAUGACAGAGUUACUUUGAACAGUGCCGUAGUGCCUAUAAUAAUUCGCACGAGAAACUUCUGCGCUACUCCGAAAGAUGCAUUUCGGAACUCGGGAGUAUAGUUGGAGUUCAGCAUUCCAAGUCUGGCAUGAACCUUCAAGACCCAGACCACAUACUCUCAAUGUCGAUAAGGAAGGAAAAGGAGAUGCAAUCGAUACUGAAGAACAUACCAAAUAAUCCGGACUGGGCCCAGGAAGUUGUGAAAGCCGCAACUGCACCGGGGAACCAGUGGCACCUUUUAGGGAACGCCAAUGUCUGCUAUACUAGUACAGGGUUAUUUGAUGGUGAAGUUUGAAGAUGGAUAAAGAAAUGUUUCAUGUACGUCGGAUGAACAUGAAAGAGUAGUAAAGAGAAGCAC